UUUGGGGAAGAGCCUGGUGACGAGCUGCACUUCCUCAAAAACACUGGGACUUGACGAACUUUACACCGCAGGACGUUUAUUGUCCCACCUUUGAAACUCAACGCGAGAUAAUAUUUAACUGCAAAGCCAGCGUCGCAUAACUUUAGAGCCUCUGGAUGCAGUGGAACCCAGUGGAUCGAUGGAGCUGUGAUUAGGAGGGCUACUGGUUCACAUCCCCAAACCAAGAGAGAAAAUGGGCUCCAUCGCCAAAGUGCUGCUGGGACUUUUUGGAUUAGCGAUCGUCGUCAUUCUAAUCGCGGUGCCCACGACCUUGUUACUGAAAAAGGAGCAGGGGGGCGACGGCAACGAGAGGUCCUUCACCUUGGAGGACGUCUUCAACAGCUCACUGAAACCAGCGGGCUACAGCAUGAGGUGGAUCUCAGAUGAGGAAUAUCUGCAGAAGUCCGCGGGCUCGGUCUUCCUCCACAAUGUGGUCAGUGGAGAGCGUGAGGAGUUCCUGAGCAGAGACAACUUUACGGCGAAGAAAGCGUACGACUACAAGCUGUCUGCCGACCGCAAACAUGUUGCUUUCAUGAGCAACUACUCCAAGCUGUGGAGACAUUCGUUUACAGCCUCAUAUUCGCUGUAUGACCGGGUUCUGAACAAAUUUGUCACACCCUCCGACAUUCCUGAUGAGGUGCAGUUCUUUGCCUGGGCGCCCAAAGGGAACAAACUGGCCUUUGUUUGGAACAAUGACGUGUACGUAAAGACCAGCCCCGGCUCCGCCCCACAGCGGGUCACAGUCAACGGCAAGGAGAAUCAGAUUCUAAAUGGGAUCCCAGACUGGGUGUAUGAGGAGGAGAUGUUCUCCUCCAGCCAGGGCCUGUGGUGGUCACCGGGGGGGAAGUACGUGGCCUACGUAGAGUUUAACGACACAGAGGUCCACACUAUAGAAUACUCCUGGUACGGAGACAACCAGUACCCCACCACUGUUUCCAUCCCAUAUCCAAAGCCAGGAACUCCCAACCCUGUCGUCAAACUGUUUGUUGUGGACACUGACAACACGGCGGCCAUUACUGAGGUCGUUGUUCCAGCUUCAUUCAGCUCAAGUGAGCACUACCUGGCCACCGUGACCUGGGUGACAGACAACCGCAUUGCUGUCCAGUGGCUGACGAGGGAACAGAACCACCUCAUCCUGAUGACUUACGACUUGAAGGGAUCCAGUUGGGAUCCUGUCCAGAAUCUGGAGUUGAGGAGUUCCACAGGCUGGAUCGGACGGUUCUCUCCAGCAGAACCUGUCGUCACUGCAGACAAGAACAGCUAUUACCUGCUGAUGAGUGACACUAAGGGGUACAAGCACAUCCACCACGUGGUCGGGGCAGAAGCGACACCAAUCACCUCUGGAGAAUGGGAAGUCAUUGACAUUCUGAAAGUCACUGCAGAUAGUGUAUAUUUUUCAAGUAACAAGGGUGGCAAGCCAGGACAAAGGAACGUCUAUGAAUGGACAAAACAAGCGACCAAGUGUCUGACGUGUUCGUUAAAUUUAGAAAAAUGUCAAUACAACUCAGCUUACUUCAGCCACAAUGCCUCCUUCUACCGAAUGAGCUGCAGCGGUCCAGGUAUUCCUUACCACUCUCUCAUGGAUAACAGGAAUAAUAAAGAGGUGAAGCCUCUGGAGGACAACAGUGCAUUCAGCAGCCUGAUCUCUGACAUCCGAAUGCCCAGCAUGCGCCGUGGAAGCAUCAGACUUUACGGAUUCGAUUUGUGGUACCAGAUGUUUUUGCCUCCCGACUUUGAUGAAUCCAAGAAGUACCCUUUACUGAUAGACGUUUACGCAGGGCCCUGCAGUCAGAAGGCAGAUUUCAUCUACAGGGUGAGCUGGUCCACUUACCUGGCGAGCACGGAGAAAAUCAUCGUGGCCAGCUUUGACGGAAGAGGAAGUGGUUUCCAGGGAGACAAGUUAAUGCAUGAGAUCUACAAACGUCUGGGAACCUAUGAGGUGGAAGAUCAGAUAACAGCGGCCAAGGAAUUCAUCAAAAUGGGCUUCAUUGACAAAGACAGAGUUGCUAUAUGGGGAUGGUCUUAUGGUGGAUAUGUGACGUCAAUGGCGCUGGGAUCUGGCAGCGGAGUUUUCAAAUGUGGGAUGGCGGUGGCCCCGUGUUCCAAAUGGAAAUAUUACGACUCCAUCUACACAGAGCGCUACAUGGUGACGCCCGCACAGAACCCUGACGGAUACGCUAACUCCACAGUAACUGCCAGGGCCAAGAAUUUCCAUUCAGUGCAGUAUCUCCUGGUUCAUGGAACAGCUGAUGACAACGUUCACUUCCAGCAGGCAGCUGAGAUCUCUGAGGCUCUGGUGGAGGAGCAUGUGGACUUUGAGGCUAUGUGGUACACAGACAAGGAUCACGGCCUCAGCGGCUCGGCCAAUCAGCACGUUUACACCCACAUGAGCCACUUCCUGCAGAGGUGCUUUGCCUGAAAUCCACUGGAUGAUCUUUUUCUCAAUGUGAAUGAAAAACUGUUUUAAUUGUGAAUGCAGGAGUGAUCAAUAUUGUUCUGAAUGUCUUGUCUUUUUUAAGUUUUCAUUUGGAACAUAAACUGGAUAAAGAGAAAGUCAUUCUAUGAAAUUUGUUCUUAUGUAUACUCAGUCGGAUAGACAUUCUUUUAACUUUACAAAGUGAUUUAUAUAUAUUUUUACUCGAUUUAUGAGAUAAGUGACUGUUUGAUGUGAUAAUUGUUUUCUAUAAUAAU
Molecule: messenger RNA, 2730 nt
Organism: Platichthys flesus (European flounder)
Lineage: Eukaryota; Metazoa; Chordata; Actinopteri; Pleuronectiformes; Pleuronectidae
Product: dipeptidyl peptidase 4-like
Exons: 26
Coding region: 233-2458 (741 amino acids)
Biological process (GO): proteolysis
Molecular function (GO): serine-type endopeptidase activity; dipeptidyl-peptidase activity
Source: RefSeq, a predicted model, not a curated record